AUGGCAUCCAUUAACAUGUCAUAUCUGGACCCCACAACAGUGAUGCUAAUUGGGAUCCCUGGACUAGAGCAUGUGCAGUUUUGGAUUGGAUUUUCCUUCUUUGUAGUAUGUGUGGUGGCUUUUCUGGGAAACAUCAUUUUACUGAUCAUCAUUCCUGCAGAACGCAGCUUGCAUCAACCCAUGUAUAUCUUCCUGGCAGUGCUGGCAGCCACUGACAUAGGACUCUGUGUAGCUAUUGCUCCCAAGAUGUUGGCCAUCUUCUGGUUUGGCUCCCGUUCCAUGGCUUUUGAUGCUUGCUUAGCCCAGCUUUUCUUCAUCCAUUCCUUGCAAGGCAUGGAAUCUGGCAUCCUGUUGGCCAUGGCCUUUGACCGCUAUGUUGCCAUCUGUGAUCCACUGAGGCACACAUCCAUCCUCACUCCUUUCAUCUUGGUUACUUUGGUGCUAGUUGUGGCAAUUCGGGCAAUGGUGCUCGUUGGCAUUCUACCUGUUUUAAUCAAAAGACUACACUUUUUCCAUUCCAUUGUGAUUGCUCACUCUUACUGUGAGCACAUGGCUGUGGUCAAGCUAGCUGCAGAAGAUAUCCGAGUCAAUAAAACAUGUGGUCUCCUUGUAGGUUUUACAAUACUGGGGUUUGACAUGAUUUUUAUUAUUAUUUCUUACAUUCUUAUUUUCCAGGCUGUUUUCCGUCUACAUCAAAAGGAGGCUCGGCUCAAAGCAUUUAAUACAUGUACAGCUCACAUUUUUGUUUUCCUUGAAUUUUAUAUUCUUGCCUUCUUCUCCUUCUUCAGCCACCGUUUUGGACAUGUUGCUCCCCCUACCCACAUUCUUCUGUCUACCAUCUACCUGCUUGUGCCACCUGCACUCAACCCUAUCGUCUAUGGUGUAAAAAACAAGGUGAUUCGUAAACGUGUGGCACAGAUUUUUUUUCUGAAUUGUCAAUCCCGGCAGUAA
Molecule: messenger RNA, 951 nt
Organism: Nyctereutes procyonoides (raccoon dog)
Lineage: Eukaryota; Metazoa; Chordata; Mammalia; Carnivora; Canidae
Product: olfactory receptor 52A1-like
Exons: 1
Coding region: 1-951 (316 amino acids)
Biological process (GO): G protein-coupled receptor signaling pathway
Cellular component (GO): membrane
Molecular function (GO): G protein-coupled receptor activity; olfactory receptor activity
Source: RefSeq, a predicted model, not a curated record